Molecule: messenger RNA, 286 nt
Organism: Mesitornis unicolor (brown roatelo)
Lineage: Eukaryota; Metazoa; Chordata; Aves; Mesitornithiformes; Mesitornithidae
Gene: VXN
Product: chromosome unknown open reading frame, human C8orf46
Exons: 3
Biological process (GO): neurogenesis; neuron differentiation
Source: RefSeq, a predicted model, not a curated record
AUGCACCAGAUUUACAGCUGCAGCGACGAAAAUUUAGAAGUUUUCACCACCGUGAUUUCCUCCAAAUCAUGUAGUCCUGCCCGAAGACGAGCCAGAAGUACGCAGCACAUCCUAACAAAGAGUGUGGUAGCCAUAUCCGACCAUCGGCCCCACAGGACGGAGAGGCUGCAGCCCCACCAAGGCGACCUCCUCCAGGUGCUGUACAGCGAAGAUGAGCUGCGGGGCUUGGGCCGCCUGCAGAACAGGCAGCGGGGACCCUGCCCCACCAAGGGUGCUGCCCUGCAUG